Linnemannia hyalina is the source of this 690-nucleotide messenger RNA. The record is from the annotation of a GenBank genome assembly. NCBI's taxonomy places the organism in Eukaryota, Fungi, Mortierellomycota, Mortierellomycetes, Mortierellales, Mortierellaceae.
AUGAAGAUUGCGACCAUUUCCAUUGCUCUUGUUGCGAUGACUCUUGUGUUCACAGAGGCUCUCACCCUGCAUGCUCGUAGAUCUGAUACAGCCAGCUCCGGUCAAGGCAAGAGCGGUGUGGACACCUUCUCCUCGACAAGCCACAGCGUCAAACGUACAACACCCGACCAUUUCUCCUCCUCUCCCACGACGCUCAAGGACCGCUUGGCCACUAUGCGCCAAGAUAAGAAGGGCGCUGAACCCGAGUCCACUAAGGAAGCACAAGAAGGCCAGGAAAAGCGAGACGACAAAGCUCCUUUCGAGCCAGCUCCAGUAUAUACCUGUCAACAAUAUAUUAACGGAAUCGAGGCUGUUUUGAAAAGUGUCGAGGUGUCUAUGCAUGAAGUCCACAAAGAGGUGACCGACCGCAAGCCCGCCCAGGAUGUUCCCUCCAAGCUAAAGGAGAUCAAGGACCUGGUCGCCCAGACCAGAGCGGAUACCACGGCAGCAAAGAAGACUAAGUACAAGACCAAAACGACAAUGGACACUCUUAUUUCGACCGCCACCAGCUUGUACACAAAAUUGGGCAAAAACAGGGUUCAUCUUGGAGAGGCCACGUCGCAGGCUUACGAGGAUCUAAAGAUGAAUGCAGAAAACAUCAAGAGUUAUGCCGAAGGCUAUGUCAAGAAGGGCUGUGUCGUCGCCGUUUGA